UCACUCGAUGAUCCUCCACAAACAUACAAUUCUGGGGCUUUCACGUAAACCACCAAGAGAUGUAAUUUAUUAAAUGCUGGUGGUCCAAAUUUUUGGCGUGUAAUUAAGAGAAAAACAACACUACUAGAGCGAGGGAGCUCACAGGUCCACCUACAGCCGACCUUUGCAAUUAAUAAAUCCCUGUCCUACACACUUCCCUUCCACCGUUGGGAUGAGAAUGUCGAGGGUUGAACCAGAGUUUAUGAUCAAAAUGCUAGCUUCAAAUAGGAAAUACAGGUAGCUGCCGGAGCCUCUGAAGGAGAAAAUGGAAGAAGAUAAAUUGAGGACGAUCGACUGCUUGAGAGGGAGGCUGUUGGCCGAGAGAGUGGCUUCAAAGGCUGCUAAGGAGGAAGCAGAUAAGUUAGCCAAGAGGUUGCAAGAGCUGGAGGGGAAGCUUGCUGAAGAGAUCAAAUGCAGAGACAGAGCUGAAAGGAAGCUCAAGAAAGCUAUAAAGAAAUUGGAAUCCAGCAGUGCAUUAGGCGGCAAUCGGCAAAUGGAAAUGCCUCUGAGUUCUGUCAGUUCUUCGUCCUCGCAAUGCUUUUCUGUGGCUCGAAGUGGUCUGCAAGAUGUCGAAAUGAGGCCUUGUUCUUUGGGGUCAGAGGAUCUUAUCAAAGGCGAUGAUGCCUCUGGGAGUUCAAUGGGGGAAUCAGCUCAUCGAGUGGUUUCUCAAGAUGACAAUAAGUUGGCACUUGUUCCAGUAGGAGAGCAGCUGGUUGAUACUAAGGAUAACGUGCAGCGGGUUCUUUUGGCACUAAGAAAUGCCAAAGAGCAAUUGAUUCAGUCAAUAAGGAUGAGGGCUGAUAUAUAUCCUUCAACGGAUUACUUUGCUUAUCAGAGAAUUAAACUGCCAUAGUUCAACUGUCUUCUGCCAGAUUUCCUAUUAAAUUUGAGUAAAAAGAAGAUAUAUUAUUCUUAUUAUUAUUAGAUAAUUAGUGUAGAUUAAAUUGAUUAAUCUACUGGCCGCGGACGAAUUCAAGUAACAUUGCAAAUCAACGAUCCUCGUGCCGCACUUACGUCCAGUGACAGGCCUCCACCUCACCGAUCCGCGUCUAUCGAAUUUUAAUCAAAUCCGUCCGCUCAUCUCAACGCGAUCAACGGACGUAGUCACCUCAAAUCCGUUCCGAAGUCAUCUAAACUCGUCUCGGCCACUAUAAAACCAUCACCU
Zingiber officinale is the source of this 1204-nucleotide messenger RNA. RefSeq lists its product as uncharacterized. Lineage: Eukaryota; Viridiplantae; Streptophyta; Magnoliopsida; Zingiberales; Zingiberaceae. The record is from RefSeq and is a predicted model, not a curated record. The transcript has 2 exons. The coding region runs from base 305 to 892 and encodes 195 amino acids.